Mesocricetus auratus (golden hamster) is the source of this 684-nucleotide messenger RNA. It is a transcript of the gene Gip, whose product is annotated as gastric inhibitory polypeptide. Gene Ontology annotation, molecular function: glucagon receptor binding; hormone activity. The record is from RefSeq and is a predicted model, not a curated record. Gene Ontology annotation, cellular component: extracellular region. Lineage: Eukaryota; Metazoa; Chordata; Mammalia; Rodentia; Cricetidae. Bases 135 to 569 code for a protein of 144 amino acids. The transcript has 6 exons. Gene Ontology annotation, biological process: regulation of fatty acid biosynthetic process; regulation of insulin secretion; response to starvation.
GCGCCUGCUUAUAAAGAAACUAAGAUGGGUCUUGAAGCAGGAUCCUGAGAGCCAACAGGUAGAAGGAAGGGACCCAAUCCUGCCCUCCUGGAAGAGCCGGAAGAGCAGUGGGCUCAGGCACACAACCUGGGAAGAUGGUGGCGGUGAAGACCUGCUCUCUGCUGCUGGUGUUCCUCUUCCUGGCGGUCGGGCUGGGGGAAAAAGAAGAGGUUCAAUUCAGAUCCCAUGCUAAAUUCGGUAGCCCCCGGCCUCGAGGCCCGAGGUAUGCAGAGGGGACUUUCAUUAGUGAUUACAGCAUUGCGCUGGACAAGAUCCGCCAACAAGACUUUGUGAACUGGCUGCUGGCCCAGAAGGGGAAGAAGAAUGACUGGAAACACAACAUCACCCAGAGAGAGGCCCGGGCCUUGCAGCUGGCAGGACAAUCUCAGAGCAAUGAGGAGACAGAGGGGCAGCAGAGCUCCUUGCCCAAGAACCCCAGUGACGAAGGUGUGCUGAGGGACUUCCUGAUUCGGGAGCUGCUGGCCUGGAUGGUGGACCAAACAGAGCUCUCCCUGCCCAGGUUUCAGUGACGGACCUAGCUCAGAGCAGGACUGGACUCUGCCCUUUGCUUGCCCAGCUCCUGCUUCCGCCCUGGUCCAAAGUCUCCAAGAGAACCAAACCAAUAAAGUCUUGAGCUGAAGUAAA